AGAAAAAAAUGUUUUGUUUUCCAUAGGCCAAAAUCUGGUCGAAAGCAGAGAACUCUAACUUGAAAUGAAAAUAAUUGACAAGAUAUGUUUUCUUCCGUUCUUCAUACUUCUACACACAGCAGUUUACGGUGUGAUCCCGGGGAGUGGAGAACGGGUUGUGGCUCAAUCACAAUCUCGGAGUGAAGUGACAAGGAUAAAGUUAAGUGAUGAGGAUAUUUUCCCUGUUCAAAUGACUUCUGAUGAAGUGAGUGAUUUUUCCGCAGUGGAGGAGGAGGAGGAGGGGAGGGCGUGUCUCAACCUGGAAACGCCACCUGAGACUAAAUACUUUUAUCUAAAUAGUAAUGCUCAGCGGAUACGUAUUCUAACCAGUGAAAAUCCAACGCAAAGACUUGUGAGUGAGGUGUUCAAGAUAUUUGGCUCUGAAGUUCUGGGAUACUCACUUUCCCUUACUUUUAACAGAAACCAUUCGACCAUCCUGGAUCCGGAUACACAGUUCUCUAAAAUAUCAAGCUGUCAACACCAGUUCUGCAAGGAUUUGGAUUCUAACAACGGAGACUACAGUGUUCCAUCAGAGAUGUUAACGCUCGGUGUUAUGCUUCCUCCAACAUAUCAUGUGGACACGUGGAACCUCGUGGAUGUAGGUCAACUUGGACCAGCUGUCAGUUUGGGUUGGUUUAUACCAAGUGAGAUUGCUGAGAGGAAAGAUCAAGUUUGGGAUCAUUGGAGAACAUUUACAUCCAGAUCAAAUACAGCUCUCCUUAAGCUGAGCUCAAAUCUAAUUGCAUAUAUUGAGUCUAACCUCCAGGAUGAAAACAACAGGUAGUUAUCAGGAUAUCAGAACAGUUUGGGAGGGGUGGUGGAGGUCGGUGCCUGGGUCCUCAAUGUGUAGAGAAAAAUCAAUACCAGGAUAGCAGAACAGGAGGGAGGACGGAGACUGGAUUAAUCAGAGCCGGGGGACUCAACAACGAAAAGAAGAGUAUUAAAAUGGUUGACAGAGCGUGAAAAAACUUGAUUUUUUUAGAAAGUAAAACAUUGUUUAGAAAGAACAUUUUUCGUUUGAACUUUUAAGGGAAGGUUUUUUUGUUCGGGAUCUCUUUACAAUAUAAAACAAUUUCCAGUCUCAAUAUCAGGUUGAAAAAGGUUACUUUUGUCGGAAUCACUAGAAAAAUAAGGAUUUAGAGACGGGGAAAACAACUAGGACUGGAAACUUAUUAGCAUAGUAAGUCGUUCCAGUAAAAUCAAAACUAGGAGCUACGAGGACACAAAGUCGUACCAGUAAAAUCAAAAUUAGGAGCUACGAGGUCACAAAGUCAUACCAGUAAAAUCAAAAACUAGGAGCUACGAGGACACAAAGUCCUUCCAGUAAAAUCAAAACUAGGAGCUACGAGGUCACAAAGUCAUACCAGUAAAAUCAAAAUUAGGAGCUACGAGG
Molecule: messenger RNA, 1432 nt
Organism: Eurytemora carolleeae
Lineage: Eukaryota; Metazoa; Arthropoda; Copepoda; Calanoida; Temoridae
Exons: 9
Coding region: 65-823 (252 amino acids)
Source: RefSeq, a predicted model, not a curated record